CCCAGGCAGGGAGCGCGGCGGGGCCGGCAGGAGGCCGACCGGGGCUCGACAGAGCAGAGAUGCAAUUGAGAGCCCUCGCUCCCUGACGAGGCAAGAUACGCUCUGAGAUUCCUCACUGUUCUCUGAGAGAGAAGAGCAACUCAGCCCAUCCAAAAGACAGUCUGCACCUGGAACUCGGCACCCAGGAGGUCACCCCUGCAGGACCUGUGGUGGAGCCUGCGCCCUGGUGGCCUUAGGUGGCUGCAUUACUGGAUCGAGAUGACCACAGCCACUCCUCUGGGGGAUACCACCUUCUUCUCAUUGAACAUGACCACGAGGGGAGAAGACUUCCUGUAUAAGAGUUCUGGAGCCAUUGUUGCUGGCAUUGUGGUGGUUGUCAUCAUCAUCUUCACUGUGGUUCUGAUCCUGCUGAAGAUGUACAACAGGAAAAUGAGGACGAGGCGGGAACUGGAGCCCAAGGGCCCCAAGCCAACCGCCCCUUCUGCCAUGGGCCCAAACAACAACGUCAGCCAACAGCCUGCGACUGUGACCUUCAGCCCUGUUGACGUCCACAUGGAGACUCGGUGACCUCUACCCUGGUGCUAUCUCCACCACUGUCCAAAGAGCCUCUCCAGAGUCAAGACCCAGAGGCACACUCUCUGGCAGCUUGACGAUGAGUUUCUCCUGGUCAGGUCAACAGAAACAUCUUUUACGCAAUUUCUGAUGCUUCCAGCAAUUUUCAACCUUGUCUCCCCUGCCCUACCCCAACUAUGUCCACAUCCCCUCUGCCGCCCCACCAAAAAGCUCCAGAACAUUGUUUUGUCAUCUGAUGAAGUAGAGCUAUGUUGGGAAUCCACUCAGGUGGGCUUGGCUCUCCCCCAUGCUAUAGUUAGACAGAUAGCCCAGGAGCCGGGUGUCAGGGAACACUGCUGAGAGUAUCGCAAUAUGAUCUGUCACGGGGUUCGUAUCAGAGUAAGUGCCAUAUCCACAGCUUCCCAGAGCAAAACAUCCGAUCCCAUAACCAGGCACAGGGGAACUAACUUGGGCUGACUAACCAGAAAACCUUGUGAAUGUGUAACUUGUUCUAGUUGUUCUAGAUGUCUGCCUGCUGACUGAUGAUGACUGCUUAGCACAUUUUUCCCUCUUGAAGAAAGGCUGCGAGAAGAACUAGAUUCUUCUCAAAAGAUUUCUGCUGCAUUAGUAAAGAGUCAGUGAAGGAACAGGGUGACGCUGCAGAAUAGUGGCCUCUAACGUAAGAGCUUGUUGCGUUGUCCGUGGGCCUGGAAUGAUCCUGGAGGCUCAGCAGGCUCCUUCUUCCACACUGGGCUGAGGCAACCCUGACUCUGUCUCAGUUCUUGGCUCCCCUUUAUCUGAUUCUCAGCAACCUUGACUGUCCUGUUAACACCUUACCUCCAAGGACCAGUAUUUGGAGAUUAAUUAGACUCCAGCUCUAUCAAUGUCAUCUAUGACCUUCCUGGUCACCUUCAGAGAUUCAAAACAUGUUCAAAGUACCACGUUCACAACCCGUUUCUAUUCUACAGAGACCUUGUCUCUGACUCCCUAGCCUGGAGAACAAUCUACCAAAAAGAGAAAGUAUCUGGAAUUAAGAAGUCCUGCCAUCCAAGCCCUCCUUCCUAGUGGUGUGGGCUUGGAAAAAUGACUCAACCUCUUUAUAUUCAGUUUCCUAAGCGUGAAGUGGAAAUGAUAACACCUGCCGCACUGGGGCACUGUAACAAGGGAAGGGCUUAGCAAAACACCUUGAUUCUAGUGCCUGGCACCCGGGAGAUGCUUAAUAAAUGGGAACCAGGAUUCCUUUUUUUUGUUUUUUGUUUUUUUGAGACAGAAUCUUACUCCGUCACCUCGGCUGGAGGGCAGUGGCAUGCUCACAGCUCACUGCAGCCUUGAACUCCUCCUGGGUUCAAGGGAUUCUCCCUCCUCAGCCUCCGGAGUAGCUGGGACUACAGGUAUGUGUCACCUCACCAGGCUAACUUUUUAUUUUUUAUUUUUUAUUUUUGUGGAGAUGGGGUCUCACUGUGUUGCCCAGGCUGGUCUUGAACUCCUGGCCUUAAGUGAUUCUUCUGCCUUGGCCUCCCAAAGUGCUUGGAUUACACGCAUGGACCACGGUGCCCAGCCUAAGAACUAACAUUAUUAUUAUUACAGGUUUUUUUUUUCAAUUGCAAGAUAGACAUUUCUUCACAUUUUAAUGAUUCUGAACUCAGAACAUAUCUUGCAAUUAAUGGGUUAAUUAAUGUAAUUGUAGUUUUUUACUGCCUCUCAAAAAGUUGUUUUUAAUCAAUUGCUUAUCCUAUAAUUGAUGGCAUCUUGGACACAAGGUAAUAAAUCUCUAUUCUGUUAUAGAAAGUGACACACUUUGACAUUUAAUCUCAAAUCUUAGGAGUCUCUCCUUCUUGGGAUCAGAAAUCCCUUUUGAGGCUGGGUGCCGUGGCUCAUGCCUGUAAUCCUAGCACUUUGGGAGGCUGAGGCAGGCAGAUCACUUGAGGUCAAGAGUUUGAGACCACCCUGGCCAAAAUGGCGAAACCCUGUCUUUACUAAUAAUACAAAAAAAAAAAAAAAAAAUUCUGGGCAUGAUGGUGCACUCCUGUAAUCCCACUACUAGGGAGGCUGAGACAUAGGGAGGCAUGAACCCAGGAGGCAGACAUUGCAGUGAGCCAAGAUCAUGCCACUGCACUCCAGCCUGGGCAACAGAGUGAAACUGUGUCUCAAAAAAAGAGAAAUCCCUUGUGGGGGAAGUAAGAGUCAGGGAGGUAAGAAGUCUAACCCAGGGUCACACAGCUCAUGACAUCCCACUAUAAAAAUACUCCGUGGAAUAGCUCUGGAGAAAUACUAGCAAAUUCUUCCUCCCUGGCCAUUAUUUCUUCUUACGGUGUUUAAAUAUCCACCACGUGCCAGAUAAUUUCACAUAAAUUAUCUCAUAGGAUUAAAUUUUCCCAAUAACCUGGGGAGGACUUAUUUUUUCCAACACAGAUGAAAAUUUCUGACUCAAAGAGAGAGAGAAAAAAGUACUUUCCCAAAGUCACACAGCUAGUGAGUCACAAAGAUGGGACUCAAACCCAGGUCUCUGGACUCCCAAAGCCCGUCUUUUUUGUUAUAUCACACUCUUCUGCAGGCCAGGCUCAAAGCAGCACGGAUUAGUUUAUGGGCUGAACAAGAGCACAGGGUUGUCCAUGUGUCUGGGUGGAAAUCAGGGUUCUGGCUUCCAGGCAGAAGUGAGGGAAAGCACUUUGGUAGCCUCCUUUGGGCUUCCAUGAUCACGGCCAAAGAUGCCCCUUCUCAACCCAUCCAAGCACUAAGGAUUCCUGCUUCAUUCAUCCUACUACUUAGACUCAAGGAGCAAGGGAUAGAAUGGCAUCUAACCAGAGCGAAGCCAUUUGUUUCAGGUCUCAAGCCAUAAAUACAUAUGCUCCCCUAAACAUAUUCUGCUUUAAAAAGUUGUUUUGGGGCAGGUGUGGUGAUGCACGCCUGUAAUCCCAGCCCUUUGGGAGUCAGAGGCAGGCAGUCGCUUGAGCCCAGGAGUUCCAGACCAGCCUGGGCAACAUGGUGAAACCUCGUCUCUACAAAAAAUACAAAAAUUAGCCAAGUGUGGUAGUGGACGACUGUAGUCCCGGUUACUUGGGAGGCUGAGGUAGGAGGAUGGCUUGAGCCUGGGAGGCAGAGGUUGCAGUGAGCCGAGAUUGCGCCACUGCACUUCAACCUGGGUGAGAGAGCCAGACCCUGUCUCAAAGCAUAUUUCAGCCCUAAAACUGGAUUCUUCUGACCACAGUGCAGAGUUCUAGGGAUUACCCUCUAGUAUAUGUUCUUUUGCUAAAUGAAGGCUUGGAGAUGGAAAAAGAGGAGGGGAUAGAGUCAUGAGGGGGAGGCUAAUAAAAGGAUUUGUGUCUCAUUCUUGACUAAUGAAAAUAACUCAAUAAACAUCCUGUAAGAAGGUUCCUAUGUGCAAGUUUAGGUGCUACUAAGUACAUUAAGACACAACCGCUGCUCUCAAGGAGGUAGCAGCUGGUCUCAUGGCGGGGAUCUUACCACGUGAUUAUGUGUGUAUUUUGUUUCUGAUGAGGUGCCUUUCUUAGUAGAUGCUGCCUUAUUUGGCCACUGAACCAAUCAAAGCUAUUAAAUGCUUAAAGAAAACUAUCUGACAAUAAAAAGGUUUAAAUCAAA
Messenger RNA from Saimiri boliviensis boliviensis (Bolivian squirrel monkey), 4152 nucleotides. It is a transcript of the gene NCMAP, whose product is annotated as non-compact myelin associated protein. Gene Ontology annotation, biological process: regulation of myelination; peripheral nervous system myelin formation. Gene Ontology annotation, molecular function: structural constituent of myelin sheath. NCBI's taxonomy places the organism in Eukaryota, Metazoa, Chordata, Mammalia, Primates, Cebidae. Gene Ontology annotation, cellular component: plasma membrane; Schmidt-Lanterman incisure; paranode region of axon. The record is from RefSeq and is a predicted model, not a curated record.